UGCUACAGCGUCGGCGCAACGCGUCGCCCUUUUUCUUCCGCCUCCUUUUUGGCGGAGCUUCUACCUCUGUUUGGCUGUGAUUCCGCCGCUGUCUCACCGAGGCUCUGCCGAUGUUCCGCCGUUCUCCAGCCCUCGUCUUCUAGUUCGAGCUGCUUAGCCCUCUGUUCAGCCCUCUCCGUCGCGUGUUCAAGCUGCUUAGCCCUCUGUUCAGCCUCCGUUCCGCAGCCGUUCUGCCGUUGUUCAGCCAUCUCCAUCACGUGUUAAAGCUCCAGCUACCUCUCCGUGUACUGUUUGAAUUUCAGAACGUGCUCCAGCCUAAGCUUUCCUCACCAAUCGCCUAAGUUCUAACCCACCGCAGCGCAGCACUGCACCCACCAUCUCCUCAAACUGUACCCGCCAGCAACAUCCCAACGACGGUGGCGAUUUCAACACUAUAGUGGCGACAACACCAGCCAACAGCGGCAGCCACUCCACAUCCACAACCCAUAACCAGCGACAACAGUGGCUGCCUGCUCAUCUCAUCAUUGAUUUCAACCACCGAUUCCACUUCCCCACCCUCUGUGGAAACGGCAAAAAUAAACAAAAUGCGGAGGGUUCUGGGAAAGAUUUCUGGGUUGCUGAGCAAUCGAAAUAUGAUGGGAGUGGAUAAAACUGGAAACAAAUACUUCACCAAAAUGGAAGAGGUUGAUGGUAUCAUUCUAAAGAGAGAAGAGGAAAGGAGGGCCAAAGAAGGAAGUACAGGCAAACGUGUCAGCCCUGGAAAAGUUGCUGGUCCAGACUUGAAAAGUUUUAUCCGGCAAAUUCCAGUUGGCUCAGAAGGUAGUGAGACUGAAGAAUCAUCUUGGGCAAGGGGUAGCUUGAGGUUCACUCAAGAGAACAAAACUGAGAAAGAAAAAGUGGAACCUAAGUCCUCAGAGUCAACAGGAUCUGGUGCAACUUUUAGGCCCGGAACCUGGCAACCGCCAACUUGAGUUUUUGUUACAAUAAAGAGGAGCCUUUUUGACAUCAACAUUCUUGUGUGUUAGCCUCAUGCUAUGUUUUUUAGAAAUUACAUGCUUGGUUUAUUUUCUUGCCAAAAAUUUUUUGACAAUUUUUCCCGUACAAAGUACAAAAUUGUAGUAUUUCCUUGGUCAUUCAUAAACAUCAAUUCAACAAAUGUGAACACCAGAACAAGCCAACAUGAGGGUACAGCCAAAACAAUGGUGCACUAUGGAUUUAUGAUGUGGGAAGCUCUAAAAUCAAAGGACCAAACAUGCAUUUGGAUCACAGCUUUUCGGUUAAGUCUCCUGCAUUU
Molecule: messenger RNA, 1294 nt
Organism: Arachis ipaensis
Lineage: Eukaryota; Viridiplantae; Streptophyta; Magnoliopsida; Fabales; Fabaceae
Source: RefSeq, a predicted model, not a curated record